AUGGAGAUAGUAAGUAGUGAGAACGGAACCAGAGAAUGCAAUUGUAUGAAUAUUCUUCACAGGAACCAACAGGGCGAUACAGAUUUCACAACAAACCCUAGACAAAAGUUAUGCCCUAAUGACUGGGUUCAGGAGAAAGGGAAAUGCUAUAAGUUUUUUAAAACUUUUACAUCGUGGAUUGAUAGCCAAAAUUUCUGUUUGGGAAUGAAGUCACAACUCUUGAUGAUCCAAGACAAGGCUGAAUUGGAUUUCAUGCAAAAUAAUAUACAAGAUGGAAUCUACUUUUGGAUUGGAUUAAACAUUACACAUCCACAAAAGACAUGGACCUGGCUGGAUGGCACUCCUUUAAAUCCACAGUUAUUUCAAGUCAAGGGCAAGGCUGAAGACAAUGCCUGUGCUAUGAUAACAAAGAAGGGUGUUUUUUCUGAGAAAUGUCACAGUCAUAGCUACCAGAUUUGUCAAAAUGUGAUUUCUUCAGAUGAUGACCUCUAA
This is a messenger RNA of Miniopterus natalensis, 492 nucleotides long. RefSeq names its product killer cell lectin-like receptor subfamily F member 1. Lineage: Eukaryota; Metazoa; Chordata; Mammalia; Chiroptera; Miniopteridae. Gene Ontology annotation, cellular component: plasma membrane. The record is from RefSeq and is a predicted model, not a curated record.